UCGUGGGCGCUCACCCCGCGCUUUGCUGGACCCAAACUCUCCCCUUUCCGCCCUUCCGCGCUGGGGCAAUGGGCCGGGGUAGCCUCCACGCCGGGCCAUCCACCGCCGCCGUCCCCCGACCGGCCAGCAGUGGGUGGCGUCUACUACGAGCCGCAGCCAAGCCCAGGACGACGCGGAGUGGGCCAGACGGAGCCUGCUGGUUGGACCAUGGGCUCCUCCGUGCCCGCGUGCUCCUGCCUCUUGAGCGGCCUGCUCCUGACUCUGGCGGCGGCGGCUGCCGCGUUGCCUUCCGAAGGAGUAGAAGGUAAGACGGCGGGACGGCGACCGCGGCUCCUCCUCCUUUCUGGCUCGGGAUAAUGAAGAAAGUCCGCCCCGGAGUGGCCGCCGCCGGCGCCUGCUGGUUGCUGUAGGGAGAAGAAGAGAGGCGAGGGGAGUCCCAUCUUGCCUCGCCCCUACCUUGGGCGGCUGAGGCUCGCAGCUCCUCCACGCCUUUGCCGCGGGGCCCGUUCUGGAUUCUGGAAGCGGCCGGGCGCAGCGUCCCUGCCUCCUCUCGCCCGCGCCCCAGUGCCGCUCCUCGGCAAAAGAAGAGUGCGUUGAUGGUUGCUGGCCAAGAGCCUGUAUGCCCAUCUUCUGCUUGGAUUUCAUUUGGCAAUAGCUGCUAUGCUUUAUUUCAAGGAACAUGGGAGAGUAUUGGUGAUGCCAGGGACCUCUGCAAAGGCAACGCUUCUGGAGCUGAUAUUGUCAGCAUAAAUAAUAAAGAGGAGAAUACCUUUAUCCUAAAGAGUUUCCUCAACCAUUGGCAUGGGCCUGAGUAUAUUUCAUUGGGCAUGUUUUUUGAUGCAGAUGAUGAUGUUUUCAGAUGGUACGAUAAUUCCAAUGUGAAUUUUACAAAUUGGAUGGAGGGGGAACAUAAUGUGGAGCUCCUAAACACUUGUGCUUGUAUGCACACUAGAUCAGGUGGAUGGAAAAAAAUGAGUUGUGAACAAGUGCCGCUGACUGGGAUUCUUUGUGAAACUGCGGUUCUUUAUGAAAAGAAGUAUUUACCAGAUAACAAAGUCUGGACAAGCACUGUAGUCAUACUUUCAACAGUCAUUAUGUCAGUGGCUGCAGCAUUGCUCUGGUUCCUUUACCAAAGGAGGAUUUCUUCUGGAACAAGAUGGACAGUUAACAAUUCUACCACUCAAGUUCCACAUAGUGAUGAAGUAGUUCUUAUAGAGGAGGAAAACGAAUAUAUCGCCUAAGCCGCAUUUCUCUACAAACUGGUAAUUAGAGAAAGGAGCAGUAUAUCUCAAGAAUGAGCCUGCAAGUAAACCUCAAGAAACAGACAGUGCCAUUUCAAAUACUUCCCAUAUGAAGAAAUUAAUCUGGAAGUUCUUCAGUUGUUUUAAAUAGGAUUAAUAAUUCUACUUACUCGUGAAAUCAUUCUCCAUAUAUGGAAGCAUAUGUUUUCCACAAACUGCACUUUCUCAUUUUUUUAAAAAACAUUUGACUGUCUGCAUUUGGGCAUACCCAAAAUCUCAAGCCCCCCCCCCCCCCCUCCUACUGAAGAACACAAUAUUGCACAUGAUUUAAAGUUCUGGUGUAUGGGUGGUUAAAUCUUCCCAACUGAACACAGUGAGAUUUUCAAAUGCCUCACUGGGGCAUAAUCCAGUUGUUCACCAUCACCCCAGGCCCAAGGGCAACUGUGCUCAGAAAGGUUUUGGGAUCUGUCCUGACUGCAUAAGAGGAAGAAGGCCUCUAACUCCAGAGAUGUAUGCAUAUCAUUCUUGCCUUACAAGCAACUAACUGAUACUGUGCAAGAGUAUAUCAGCCUAGUAAAAUUGUGCAAAAGCAAUUUGCAUAAAUGCAAAAAUUUGCACAAAUUGUUCUACAAGAGCAACCCCAUUGGAAAUAAUGGACUUUCUCUUGCGUUACAUAAAUUCACCGUUAGAAGACUUAUGUACUCUUGUGUAGUAUGUCACAGUGUUCAACUUAUUAACAAUCACUUUACAGGUUACACAAAAUGGGAAUUAGGUCCAGAAUGUAACAUUCCUUUGUUCAAACCUUCAGCCACUAUUAUAGUGACAAGUUGUAUAAGGAAAUAUGAAUUUGCCCCAGAAUUAGACGGUGCUCAGUCAUUUCUGAACAUCAGGCUUCUCUUCAGUGCUUUUUGUGACCACCUGUGGUUACAACCAUCUGCCAGAACCUUUGGUCUUAUUGUGUAUCACUUGCAGGCCCAUAAGCUUUCUCACCAAUUGCUAUUUAGUCCAAAAAAUCCACACCACCUGCCUUUUUAGGAGCACAAUGCAUGAAUGCCAUCACAUCAUGCAGUGCUUCAAUGGCAGGGACAUGCUCAAAAUUUGUGGAUUGUGGCUUGUUGCUGAAGUUCUUUGCUGUUUUAAAAAAUACUAAUCUAAGUGAGCUCCAUAAAUGGUGGCAGAUCACUGUAUAAUUAACACAUCAAAAAGCCAUAAGAAUCUACAAUUUCAAUCUAUUUGUAGAGGUUUGUUUCUUUUUUCUUGUCAAAAUAAUGUUUUGUCUGCUAUAGUCAGAUACUUUAGAACAGACUGAACUUUUUUUUUAAAGCCACUUAAUUGUAUACAUGAAAUAGUCAGAAGUUUACAGGGAAAUAUUGCAAUAGUAUUUAUUAUUUUAAUAAAGCAAUACCCAUUCUUAAAA
Messenger RNA from Hemicordylus capensis (graceful crag lizard), 2658 nucleotides. It is a transcript of the gene CD302, whose product is annotated as CD302 molecule. The record is from RefSeq and is a predicted model, not a curated record. Gene Ontology annotation, molecular function: signaling receptor activity. Bases 597 to 1241 code for a protein of 214 amino acids. The transcript has 6 exons. Lineage: Eukaryota; Metazoa; Chordata; Lepidosauria; Squamata; Cordylidae.